AUGAGCGGCGAGCCUCGGGGUUGGACCUCAGAGAUCACGCAAAGCAGCGCCAGGUCUACAUUGGUUCCAUCUUAUCGCCCAUGCAGCCCUUCAACCUGGUCGUUCAAGCAUACUAAGGACCAACCAGCUCCCAACCUGUACAUCACACCCUCAUUCCCCUCCCCCAAUCCCUGUGAACCGCCCUCUCACUCUCCUCCCCCAAACCUCUGCCACUCACCCAUUCCCAUUCCCGGCAAACUUCGUUCCCCACCCUCUCUCCGUCCAGGUGUCCCGCGCAUCCCGCACAGGCCGUUCGGCAAGAAACAUCGACACAUACUCGUGCACGAGAUCGGCACUAAUGACAGCUGUGGCUUCCGCUGCCGUAUCUAUCACCACUACCACUAA
Messenger RNA from Dacryopinax primogenitus, 384 nucleotides. RefSeq lists its product as uncharacterized. The transcript has 2 exons. Lineage: Eukaryota; Fungi; Basidiomycota; Dacrymycetes; Dacrymycetales; Dacrymycetaceae. The coding region runs from base 1 to 384 and encodes 127 amino acids. The record is from RefSeq and is a predicted model, not a curated record.